Messenger RNA from Arabidopsis thaliana (thale cress), 833 nucleotides. RefSeq names its product Ribosomal protein L22p/L17e family protein. The record is from RefSeq and is marked reviewed. Gene Ontology annotation, biological process: translation. The transcript is spliced from 7 exons. Gene Ontology annotation, cellular component: ribosome; large ribosomal subunit. The coding region runs from base 76 to 603 and encodes 175 amino acids. Gene Ontology annotation, molecular function: structural constituent of ribosome. Lineage: Eukaryota; Viridiplantae; Streptophyta; Magnoliopsida; Brassicales; Brassicaceae.
CUUCACUCUUAUAUAAAAACUCUCGUCUUCACAAAUCUCACAUCUCUUCUGCAGCCGAUUCUUCUAUUAGCCGCCAUGGUGAAGUACUCGCAAGAACCCGACAAUCAGACCAAGUCUUGCAAGGCUAGAGGAUCCGAUCUUAGGGUUCACUUCAAGAAUACUAGGGAAACAGCGCACGCAAUCAGGAAGCUACCAUUGAUCAAGGCGAAGAGGUACCUUGAGGAUGUGAUAGCUCACAAGCAAGCAAUUCCCUUCACACGUUUCUGCAGAGGUGUUGGGAGAACUGCUCAAGCUAAGAACAGGCACUCUAAUGGUCAAGGACGUUGGCCAGCCAAGUCUGCUCAGUUUGUUCUUGAUUUGCUCAAGAACGCUGAGAGCAAUGCUGAGGUGAAAGGUUUGGAUGUUGAUGCCCUCUUCAUAUCACACAUCCAAGUGAACCAGGCCGCAAAGCAAAGGAGAAGGACUUACCGUGCUCACGGAAGAAUCAACCCUUACAUGUCCAACCCAUGCCACAUUGAGUUGAUUUUGUCAGAGAAGGAAGAGCCUGUCAAAAAAGAGCCGGAGACUCAGUUGGCUGCCAAGUCCAAGAAAUCAGCAGCUUAAGCUUUCUUUCUUUAUUUUCAUGUCCCUUGUGUUCUUGAACGAGAUUUUGUUCUCUUUUUUCUUUAGCUCGAAUCGUUUUGUAAGACAAUGGAUAGAUUUAUCUUGGAAAUUUUCGUUCUAUGACUUAUGAAAUCAGUGAUCAUGGUUCUGCAAGUUUUGGUUAGUUCGAUAGUUCGAUUAGUCAAUAAUUCAGACAAACAAAAGAGCUGAGAACUUAAAAAGAUCUGUAC